AUUAAACCACUACAAUUCUACUCAUCUAUUGCAUAGUUAACUUCUUCUGCAAUACAUAGCCUUAGGAAAGAUGGCCGUGCGUUAUAAGCUAGAGGCCGAUCUGGAUAUCAAGGCACCUGCUGAGAAAUACUACCAAUUCAUGAAAACCACAGUCUACCAUUUUCCCAACAUUUCAGACAAGAUCCAGCAGGUUGAUGUUCAUCAAGGUGCCUGGGACACUCACGGCUCCAUCCAUGUGUGGACAUACAGCAUAGGUGACAAGAAGAAUCAGACCUUCAAAGAGAGGGUUGAGCACGAUGACAGGAACCUGGCUGUCAUUAUGACUGGAUUGGAAGGACAUGUGUUCAAUGAGUUCAAGAGUUACAAAGGCACCUUUAAGGCAAUCCCAAAAACUGAUGGUACCUGCACGGUGAAGCAUAUUAUAGAAUAUGAGAAACUUGGUGAGGAUAGCCCUGAUGCACAUAAAUAUCUGGAUUUCAUUGUUGGGAUGAGCAAAGAUGCUGAAGCACAUCUGGUCAAGAAUUGAAAGGAAGGACCUCUUUGGUAAGUCCUAAUGUGUUUGUGUGAAUUUCCUGAGUGUUUGCAGGUGCUUUAUGUGAUGUGUAAUAAAGAGGUUAUGGGUGCUAAGCUUAAGCUGAAUUUUCAGCUGGUUUAUGUGUGUAAUGUUAAGUGUUUGUAAUGGAAUAAUACUCUCUGAUAUGAAUUAAUGAAAUGGAGAGUUCCUU
This is a messenger RNA of Rubroshorea leprosula, 725 nucleotides long. NCBI's taxonomy places the organism in Eukaryota, Viridiplantae, Streptophyta, Magnoliopsida, Malvales, Dipterocarpaceae. The record is from the annotation of a GenBank genome assembly.